GAAGUCGGAGAGCGCAGACUCGAGCGCUCUGUGGUUCCUCGUGACGUCAGCAGGAGCGUCUCGCAUCUGUCAGAGGAACCCGAGGAACCCGAGGAACCGGACGCUCACAGCAUGUCGAGUUCUCUGGUCGUGUGCGAGGUGGACGGCGCUCUGCAGGAGAAGCUGAAGAAGUUCCGCUUUCGUAAAGAAACCAACAACGCAGCCAUCUUGAUGAAGAUCGACAUGCAGAAGCAGCUGGUGGUGCUGGAGGAGGAGUACGAGGACAUCUCUCUGGAUCAACUCAGAGAAGAGCUUCCGGAGCGCCAGCCUCGAUAUAUAGUGUACAGUUACAAGCUGAGCCAUGCAGAUGGACGCGUGUCAUAUCCGCUCUGCUUCAUCUUCUCCAGUCCCGUGGGCUGUAAACCGGAGCAGCAGAUGAUGUACGCCGGCAGCAAGAACCGACUGGUGCAGUCCGCCGAUCUGACCAAGAUCUUUGAGGUUCGUAACCCAGACGACCUGACCGAGGACUGGCUGAAGGAGAAGCUGGCUUUUUUUCGCUGAGCAUCAUGAAAUCAUUGAGAAGUUUCUGUCAGAACUGAUCUCUGUUUUAAGUGUUUCUUCAUGUAUUCUGUAAGACGUCUGUGUGUCUGGUUUGUGAAUCACCAUCAUAAAUCAUCUGAAUCUCA
This is a messenger RNA of Puntigrus tetrazona (Sumatra barb), 665 nucleotides long. RefSeq names its product glia maturation factor, gamma (gene gmfg). Gene Ontology annotation, molecular function: actin binding; Arp2/3 complex binding. Gene Ontology annotation, cellular component: actin cortical patch. The coding region runs from base 112 to 540 and encodes 142 amino acids. NCBI's taxonomy places the organism in Eukaryota, Metazoa, Chordata, Actinopteri, Cypriniformes, Cyprinidae. The transcript is spliced from 7 exons. The record is from RefSeq and is a predicted model, not a curated record. Gene Ontology annotation, biological process: actin filament debranching; negative regulation of Arp2/3 complex-mediated actin nucleation.